Molecule: messenger RNA, 2149 nt
Organism: Raphanus sativus (radish)
Lineage: Eukaryota; Viridiplantae; Streptophyta; Magnoliopsida; Brassicales; Brassicaceae
Product: O-fucosyltransferase 37
Exons: 5
Coding region: 202-1887 (561 amino acids)
Cellular component (GO): cytoplasm
Source: RefSeq, a predicted model, not a curated record
AUCACCGAAUCGGUACUUGAUCAUGGCUAAUUUAGCGCCUAAACAAAAUUAAGGUCUAAAAUUGUAACAAGCUAUAAAUACAGAGGAGCGAUUUGCAAUAUCAGUUGGUUAUAAUCUCUGUAACAGAAUUAACGACUCUCUCUCUCCUUCUUCUAAACUCUUUUCUUUCCGCAGAGAGAAGAAACUUUUGAAAGAGCUUCAAUGGCGAAAACGCUGCGAACAAUCAAGAACCCUUUCUUCACUCCGCAUCCACCAUCUCCAUUCCUCCACUUCUCCCUCCUCUUCUUCUCUCCCCCUAAGAGAUCAACCAGCCCUCGAUACCUCAACCACCACCAUAGUAACAACCACCUAACUCGAUGCACGCCUCAGCAAGUCUUCCUCCUCCUCAUCUCACUCUCCCUCGUCUUCUCCGGGAUCUCGUUCCUCGCAUCCUCUUCAGGCACUUGCCUCUCCGCGACUUCACCGUCUUCCCCGCUCGGUUUCUUUAUCUCAGACGACCCUCGCCGUCUCCUAACUUCCCUCGCCGCCGUCUCGGUCCCUUCCACGCUGCUUCCUUUGCCGGCGAGAGGAGGACGCUCGGGGAACAUGACGGAGGAGGAGAGCGAGUUCUGGAAACAGCCUGACGGCGAAGGGUACGAGCCGUGUUUGGAGUUCAGUUUGACUUACAGGAAGAAAGCUGCGAGAGUCUCUAGAGAGAGGAAACGUUUCCUCGUCGUUGUUGUCUCCGGUGGACUCAACCAGCAACGUAAUCAGAUCGUUGACGCUGUUGUCAUCGCCACGAUUCUUGAAGCUGCUCUCGUUGUUCCUGUUUUGCAGGUGAACCGAGUUUGGGGUGACGAAAGUGAGUUCUCAGACGUGUUCGACGUGGAGCAUUUCAAGAAAACGCUUAGAUCAGACGUGCGUGUUGUUUCUUCUCUACCGUCGACGCAUCUGAUGUCUAGACAGACUAUAGAGAAUCAGAUUCCGUGGGAUGUUUCUCCCGUUUGGAUCCGUGCUAAGUUCUUCAAACAGUUGAACGAGGAAGGGCUUUUGGUGUUGAAAGGGUUAGACUCAAGGCUAGCUAAGAAUCUCCCUCCGGAUCUGCAGAAACUCAGAUGCAAAGUUGCUUUCCAUGCACUGAGAUUCACUCCACCGAUUGAGAAUCUCGGGAACAAACUCGCGAGAAGGAUGUGGAUUGAAGGUCCGUACAUAGCUCUCCACUUGAGGCUAGAGAAAGAUGUGUGGGUAAGAACCGGUUGUCUCACCGGUUUAGGCUCAGAGUUCGAUCGAAUCAUAGCGGAAACAAGAAUGUCUCAGCCUAGGUACCUCACUGGUAGACUCAACUUGACGUAUACAGAGCGUAGGCUUGCUGGCUUGUGUCCUCUCAAUGCAUAUGAGAUUGCAAGGUUGCUGAAGGCAUUAGGAGCACCGAGGAAUGCAUCGAUAUAUGUGGCAGGAGGUGAGCCGUUUGGUGGGUCACGAGCGAUGGAGCCACUCGCUAAAGAGUUUCCUAAUUUGGUGACAAAGGAGACAUUAGCUCAUAAAGGAGAGCUGUUGCCUUACACCAAUAGAUCUACAGCUUUGGCUGCUAUUGACUACAUUGUUUCGCUUAGCAGCGAUGUUUUUCUUCCUUCACAUGGUGGAAACAUGGCCAAAGCUAUGCAGGGAAACAGAGCUUAUGUAGGGCACAGGAAGUUUAUAAUGCCUAACAAGAGAGCGAUGCUUCCUUUAAUGGAGAAUCCUUCUGUUUCGGAUUCUGAGCUAAGUCGUGUGGCUAGGAAGCUUCACGGUAAGUCUCAAGGUCAUCCUGAGUCACGGAGAGGGCGGAGAGAUCGUGACGUGGUGGCUUAUCCCGUGCCGGAGUGUAUGUGCCGUCAUGGGAAACACAGGUCUAUAGGUUUCUUCUAGAACAGGUUUUUCUUGCUUCUCUACGCAGGGCUUCUUGUAGCCCAGAUUACUUGCGUCUGAAGGCAACACCUGCCACAGACAUGUCCAGCUGUAUCCAAUCGUUGUAAAACAUGUGUACAUGUUCUCCAGUGUAAAAAUGUGCAGAACUGUUUUUUGGUCGUCGUAGAAAAUUACAUUCAUUCAUUGUUCAUCUGUGACUAAUGGAGUGAGACGGCAUAUAUUUUAUAUUUUUGCCAUAAUGAAGUUUUAUCUUUCACAUAAA